Molecule: messenger RNA, 1099 nt
Organism: Pelecanus crispus (Dalmatian pelican)
Lineage: Eukaryota; Metazoa; Chordata; Aves; Pelecaniformes; Pelecanidae
Source: RefSeq, a predicted model, not a curated record
ACACUCACAGCACCUGCUCCGUUUGCAGAUGAAACAAGCUGUCAGUGCCAAGCCCCCCAUGAGAAGCUAACGAUUGCACAAGCCCGCCUGGGAACACCAGUUGACAGACCUGUCAGAGUGUAUGCAGAUGGGAUAUUUGACCUCUUCCACUCUGGCCAUGCUAGAGCUCUUAUGCAAGCCAAAACUCUAUUCCCAAAUAGCUACUUAUUAGUAGGAGUUUGCAGUGAUGAUUUAACUCAUAAAUUCAAAGGCUUCACUGUGAUGAAUGAAACUGAGCGAUAUGAAGCCCUCAGACACUGUCGUUAUGUGGAUGAGGUCAUCAGAGAUGCACCCUGGACACUGACACCCGAGUUCCUUGAAAAACAUAAGAUUGACUUUGUAGCCCAUGAUGACAUCCCGUACUCCUCCGCUGGCUCGGAUGAUGUAUACAAACACAUAAAGGAGGCAGGAAUGUUUGUACCAACGCAGAGAACCGAAGGUAUCUCAACAUCGGAUAUCAUCACAAGGAUCGUCCGGGACUACGAUGUGUACGCCCGGCGCAACCUCCAACGAGGAUACACUGCCAAAGAGCUAAAUGUUAGUUUUAUAAAUGAGAAGAAAUACCGCUUUCAAAACCAAGUGGACAAAAUGAAAGAAAAAGUCAAGAAUGUGGAGGAAAAAUCAAAGGAAUUUGUUUACAAGGUGGAAGAGAAGAGCCAUGACCUCAUUCAGAAAUGGGAAGAAAAGUCCAGGGAAUUUAUUGGCAACUUUUUAGAGCUGUUUGGACCCGAUGGAGCCUGGCCGAGCAUCGCCUGCGAUCCGACUCCCAGUACUCCAGCCAAGGUUGAGACUUCACGUUCCCCAUCCCCCGGAGCAGCAGCGAGGCACUCGCAUUCGACAUUUUCCACAUGAAGCCCGCAGCAGCCGCACAGGACGUGCUAAGAUCUCCCGUAACCCAGCCCGGCAGCCCAACGCAAGGCCGCGUAGGUGCUAACAAGUAGCCGCAUUUGCCUUAGUGUAGCAGAUUGCUUGACUGAAAAGGUGGUCUCUUCCACCCUACCGGCUCUGGCAGGCCUCUACUCAGCUUUACAAAGCAAAAAUAACAAUAAAGCCCAAAGCA